AACUCCGGUUUCAUGGAUUCCCAGUCCAGCUGCGUGGUGGUGACUGGUUUCGGGCCCUUCCGGCAGCACCUGGUGAAUUCCAGCUGGGAAGCAGUAAAGGAACUCUCCAAGCUGGGUCUGGGGAGUGACAUGGAGGUGGAGCUGCGGAUUCUUCAACUGCCAGUGGAUUACAGAGAGGUAAAGCAGAGGGUCACCAGAAUCUGGGAGGAUCUUCAACCGCAACUUGUUGUGCAUGUGGGCGUGGACCCCGCCGCCAAGGCCAUCUUUCUGGAACAGUGCGGCAAGAACUGGGGCUACGGGGACGCCGACAUCCGGGGCUUCCACCCUGAGCGUGGCGUGUGCCUUCCGGAUGGCCCAGAAGUGAUCGCUUCGGGAGUUAGCAUGAGGGCAGUCAGCAGGCGCGCGGUGGUCGAGGGCGUGGAGGUGGCCUUUUCCCGAGACGCAGGCAGGUAUGUCUGCGAUUACACCUACUACCUGUCUUUGCAUCAUGGAAAUGGGUGCGCGGCGCUCGUCCAUGUCCCUCCAUUAUCUCCUUCGCUUCCGGCUAGCCUGCUGGGAAAAGCCCUGCAAGUUAUCAUCCAGGAAAUGCUGGAGGAGACUGAGAAAACCAGGUCUCAACGCCUGGUUCAUAGGAAACUCAGCCUUUGCGAUUCCAGACAAGGGGAACCAACUGGGGGACUGCUCCUUUAGAGAAAAUUAAA
Molecule: messenger RNA, 701 nt
Organism: Eubalaena glacialis (North Atlantic right whale)
Lineage: Eukaryota; Metazoa; Chordata; Mammalia; Artiodactyla; Balaenidae
Gene: PGPEP1L
Product: pyroglutamyl-peptidase I like
Exons: 5
Coding region: 13-690 (225 amino acids)
Biological process (GO): proteolysis
Cellular component (GO): cytosol
Molecular function (GO): pyroglutamyl-peptidase activity
Source: RefSeq, a predicted model, not a curated record